AUGGAGGAAGAACAGCAAGUUGAGCUGUUACAUCAGCUCGACAAUGCCCUCCAAGCCAGGCUCCGUCCCAGGGAGGAGGCCGUGAUGGUCCGGAAGCUUAUGGCAGCGCAACUUGCACAAAGCGUUGGCAGUGAUCAGCUGCAGCAUCCACUAGCACUCAUCGACUAUGACGCCAAAGUGACAGAGUCAGCUGAACUACGGGGUCGCCAGGGGGACUUCGUUGAAGCUGUGAAACGAGGUGUUGACGAAUACAAGAGAUUCGCCUCGCUCCUUGCCCAGCAGCAGGACUUAGCGGACCAGGCGCAGCAGCAAAAGCAGCGCGAGGACGAGCUGAAGGAGAACGACAGCCAGAUCUUGGAUCUGCAUCUCGAGGUGGCGCGACUGCAGAAGCGAUACGAUCGCCUGCAGGUUGUACGCAAGACCCUCGACGAGCUUCAGAAGCAGCCUGCGGGAGCGCCCGACUUCCUGGACCCGGACAUUAUGUACAAGGACUGCGCGCCACUUCCCGAGAUGCCCAAGGAGAUGGUCGAGGGAUUUGCGACCGACCACUCGGGCACCGACACGGAGGCCGAGGCGCUGCUGCAGAACCUGAAGAAGACGGUCCUGCGCAGCAAGCUCAUCGCCCAGCGCGAGCAGAGGCAGUACGACCGCGAGCAGGCCCAGAACCCGUUUGACCCAAGCACGCUGCCGCCGCCCGCCAAGCUGCAUGCGCUCAACGCCGUCAAGAACACUCUGAUCAGCUGGAUAGAAACGCAACUGAGCAAGGCCGGUGACGACGGUGCCGACUCAGAAGUCGAGGACACCGAGAGGCCUUCCGCUUCCAAAGUGCAGUAUGACCACGAUGCCGUGAUGGAGGACAUCCAGGCCAAAUACCAGACGCACCUCGCGUUACGGAAGCAAAUUCUCGGUCUACUUGCCCAGGCAGAGCAAAUCAAGGCCCCGAAAGUACACGAGGCGAAGCCAAGGCCCAAAUCGCAAAACGCGCCAGUCUCCAAGCCAGAGCCAUCGGCAUAUCUGCUCACGCCUUACAUUGAGCAGCUGCAGGCCCUGUCCCGAGAGCAGAAGUCGACAAUCCAGGAGAAGUCCCACAUCAACGCCAGCCUUGGGAAGCAGCGCGAACACACCCAGCAGGCGCUGGAUCAUCUAACCCAGGAGAGCCAGCUGCUUCCCAGGUAUCCUGUCGCCAAGGAGCCCUCCAAGUCGAGCACCAGCUUCGAUCAGGCGACCCGGUCGAGCAGCAGGAUAGAUAUCAUGCGGCAGAUACAGCCGUGGAUUUACGCCGCGGAUUCGGCCAAGAUUGCCACUCUAGAGACCGUCGCCGAAAAGGUGGAAGAGGGCAUGAUGUCGAUCGAAGAGUCGCGGCAGAAUCUGGAAGAGGUCUGCAAGCUAUUCAACAUUAACCUGCAAGAAUUCGUGGGCAAGGAGGGAGAGAAUAGGGGUACUGAAGGCGAUGUAGAGCACGAUCUGGUUAGCCCGAGGAAGGGGCAUGAAAAGAAGAAGAGCGAGGUCGAGCCGCCGAAGACCGUCUGGGACAUCUUGGAUGGCAAUCUUGGGUCUAUCAACGAAUGA
This is a messenger RNA of Neoarthrinium moseri, 1569 nucleotides long. RefSeq lists its product as uncharacterized. The coding region runs from base 1 to 1569 and encodes 522 amino acids. Lineage: Eukaryota; Fungi; Ascomycota; Sordariomycetes; Amphisphaeriales; Apiosporaceae. The transcript has a single exon. The record is from RefSeq and is a predicted model, not a curated record.